Molecule: messenger RNA, 2286 nt
Organism: Populus trichocarpa (black cottonwood)
Lineage: Eukaryota; Viridiplantae; Streptophyta; Magnoliopsida; Malpighiales; Salicaceae
Product: probable inactive nicotinamidase At3g16190
Exons: 5
Coding region: 167-739 (190 amino acids)
Source: RefSeq, a predicted model, not a curated record
GUAAGACAAAGACAAAAGCUAUUUUGACUUGAAAAAAAAAAUUGAUGAAAUCAAAUUCCAUUUUGUUAUUUAUCAACUAAAAAAAACUCCUAGCCAAUGAGAACAGAUGCCAAGAAGAAGAAGGCCUAGGAACUCAUCCAGUCUAGCUCUCGCGUAAUUUGAGAAAAUGAGCAUGGCAGAUAAAUGGAACCAAACUGCUCUAUUAGUCAUUGACAUGCAGAAUGAUUUUAUACUGGAGGAUGGAUUGAUGAAAGUGAAUGGAGGCAAAGCCAUUGUCCCAAAUGUGAUCAAAGCUGUUGAUAUUGCUAGGCAGCGUGGCAUCCUUGUUGUCUGGGUUGUCCGUGAACAUGAUCCACAAGGGAGAGAUGCCGAACUCUUUCGCCGACAUUUGUACUCUCCAGGAAAUGUGGGUCCCACCUCGAAGGGAAGUGUGGGAGCAGAACUGGUUGAUGGUCUUGUAAUCAAAGAAGGGGAUUAUAAGUUGGUGAAGACACGUUUCAGUGCAUUCUUUGCUACUCAUCUUCAUUCAUUUCUGCGUACUGAGGGAAUUAAGAGUUUAGUAAUUUCGGGGGUUCAAACUCCAAAUUGCGUAAGGCAGACUGUCUUUGAUGCGGUAGCUCUGGAUUAUCAACCUGUUACUGUUAUUGUUGAUGCCACCGCUGCUGCUACACCUGACAUACAUGAUGGAUCAAGGAAGGAGGAAAAUAGGAAAGGAAAGGAAGGAAGAGGAAAACCUUGAAUCAGAAAGUACAUUGAGGCAUACAUAAUUAGUUUUAAUUUCCCUUCAUAUUAUCUACUUUGCUAAAUUUUGCAUAACUUGCAACCUUUGAGAUUGUUUUAUAUGUCGAAUAUUAAAUUUCCCUACACAAGUUGGCUCUCCAUUGUUUUUGAAACUGUAGUGAUGAAGUUCGAUGGGGGUCGCAUAUAUAGUUUAAUAUCUACUGCAUUAAGAACUAUACUGUGCAUUGAUGGUUGAAGUUGCUGUUAGCUUUAUCAGAUUUCCUGUCCUAGACUAAGAAUAUGCAUUUUGAAGGCGUUAAGUGUCUUGGAGAUUUUUUGUUCUGGUUCUUGGAGUUUGCUAACUAUGUUGGGGUACGUGUAGGCAAAAAGGCAUUUUUAUCAAGCUUCCUUUGGCAUGAUCGCUUAACUUAUGUCUGAUUUCUGGUGAAUUUGAAUUUCUGUGAAGCCAGUACCAUGAACGGGCUAGCGCAAUAAAUCUGAUCAUUGAAAUUGAAUCUCUCAGCAAGAUGAUGUAAAAAUAGAAUAAAAAUAAAUAUUCCAUGUACCUAUGCUUGAAGUGAUAAACAAAAAGGAUAGGUGAGAAAAUGUAGGGAAAGACUGAAGAUGGUUGCUAUCAGAGUCGUAGAGUUUUGUGAUUCAGGGAUUUAAAAAUGGAACACAGCAGUUAAGGUAAAAGGUAAACGUGAUAGAAAACCAUUAGCAUCACGCUAUGAGGUUCAAGGAACCACUCUUUGAAUAUAUCUCACUUUCAAGAACCAUAAACCAAACAGAUGAAUUUUUCAUUGCUUCAUUGAGAAUUGAAAAAACUCUUCUCUUUGCUGGUUGUUAAUACAAAUCAUAAGCUGAUUUCUGUAACAAUAAUAUUUUCAAAUCAAGGAUGAUCAGGGAUUUUGUCUUUAUUUCAUAUCUUGUACCCUGUGAAGUUAUAAGGAAUUGGAAGUAAAAGAGUAUAUGUGAAGCUCUGAUGUAGUGGCUUAAGCAUAAUGGAUGAAAAGAUGAAAAUAUUUGCCUGAAAUUUAAUGGUGUAUAGGAAUUUGUGUUGAGCUGGGGAGAGAUUAAGACCAUAAAAUAUUUGUUAAUAGUAUUAGGGAGUUUUGAUGAUUUAGGACAGAAAUUGUUAUCUGGCUCAAAAUAUUUUCAAAUGAUCGUGUCACUUCAUAAUAAUCAUCACAAAGCCGGUGUCAUUUUGCUGAGGCUUCCCUUUGAUGAUAUUCACAGCAUCAUUGAUCUCUUAGCUAUAACUAGAUAAAAACUUGCUAUCGCUUUGUCUUGCUUGAAUCUCAAUAAUCCUGCGAUUGAGAAAGGUGGAUCGAUCACUGAACUACAUCUUACUAUCUAUCCUCUCCAAGUGCUGAGAACAGUGAAAAAGCAAUGGAUAAAUGAAAACGUGCAUCAUCAACUCUGUUUUUAUGAUGUGGGCAUUCUUUUCUUGCUAUUUACAACAUUAUCUUUCAUUCUUUCAUGCUAUAUUGCUUUGACAAUUGGCAUUCAUUACUGACAUGGAUCCCCAUUUUUCGAACCAGCCAAUAUUUCUGACAUGAAAAA